Messenger RNA from Notolabrus celidotus (New Zealand spotty), 2978 nucleotides. RefSeq names its product heat shock transcription factor 2 binding protein (gene hsf2bp). Gene Ontology annotation, cellular component: cytosol. The record is from RefSeq and is a predicted model, not a curated record. Lineage: Eukaryota; Metazoa; Chordata; Actinopteri; Labriformes; Labridae. Bases 523 to 1593 code for a protein of 356 amino acids. The transcript has 10 exons.
CUGGAAACAGGCUACUUUAUUUAUUUAAUAUUUUUUCAACUGUAAAACUUUAUUGUACAGUAACAAACAGACAACGGCGGCUGCUUCUGUGAGCAGCCCAGUGUAAGGGGGUCCACCCGUAGCUGGAGUCCUCAGCAGUCAGAUGAGUCUGGUUCUGUGAGAGUGAGACCAGAACUCCCACAUCCCCAUCCCUGCAGGCGCGGUGGACGGGGAACCGGCUGCUGAACACAUCAUCAUUGGAGAAGUCCGGUUCUGGUCCCAGAGACAUGAGUAAAGUCUGACAGAAAGCGGUCUCUCCCGGUCUCUGCAGUGUCCCCGGUCCUACAGAGUGCACUGAAAACGGUUUAAACACAAAGGAAGGGGAGAUAAGCUCCUCUGCCCGGCGGGGGAGCCACAAAACCCGGACUGGAAUCUGGACGUGGAGUGCUCGACACAACAGUGGGCCUUAAAGUUAUUAAUAAAAAAAAGAAGAACCAACAGCCCAACAAAGUCAGAAACUACAGUUUACACACCCACCACGAGAUGGCGUCCUCUUUAGGCGGGAAAUACCUGGCCCUGGGUCCACCUGGAGCAAAGGUAGAGGCUAUAAAACAGGUACAGGAUGGUUUUGUCCGAGUGAGGAAAAGAGAUUUGGAGAAGUUGACCACAGAAGUGAUGCAGCUGAGGGAGUUCCUGCCCCGAGUCCUGAACAGAGAUCUGAUGGAGAUGCUGCACAAAGCUCGAGCAGCUCACACAGUGAAGGAGCAGCUAACGCAGGAACAGGAGCAGCUGAGGCAGGAGUGUCUGCACCUUCAGUCCAGACUGGACGCAGUGCAGACCGAGUGUCAGAAAGAGAGAGAGGAGAAGCUGCUCUUGCGUGAGCAGCUGUGGCAGAGCGGCGCCGAGCUGCAGCAGCAGGCGGACUUCUGCUCCAGCCUUGGAUCUGCAGCCUGCAGUCUGCUGUGGAGCUGCUCCUCCAGCGAGCAGACAGUCACACACUGGCUGGCUGAUGGGAAGCUGCAGUCCUUCCUGGUUGUUGCUGCUCAGACUCUGGAGAGCUUCGUCCGAUCUCUGGAUGAGGAGGUGAAGAUUGAAGACCUGAACUCCCAGGAGCACCAGUUUGUUCUAGCUGUUGCCGGAACAAUCACCAACAUCGCAGCGGUGACGUGUGGACGGGACUUCUUGUCCAGCUCGACUCACGGUCUGCUGGACACUCUGAUGAAGCUGCUGGAGCUGAUGAGGCCCGGUGUCUUCCCCAAACUGAAAGUAUUGAUGCUGAUGGCUCUCUAUAACGUCAGCAUCAGCAUUAAAGGACUGAAGCUCAUCAGUGAGAACCCGGGACUGCUGCCUCUCUUUUGGACCCUGCUGGACGAUGGAGACUGGGAGGUGUGCCUCCACUCCCUGCGUCUCCUGCAGUCGGUGUUGCUGGAGGAGGAAGUGCUGCUCCUGCUGGGCUCCUCCCUGCUGGAUCCAGACCUCCAGGCCAGGGUCAGCCAGCUCACCUCCAGCGUGCAGCCUACCUUGAGACUGGCUGCUCAGCAGACUCUGGAGGACCUGCGGGCCCUCCAACAGGUACAACAUGUGUCAAAGCAUCGCAGCUCCACCGAGCAUUAGUUGUAGACACGGGACAGGAGAGAUCAAACGGGAGAGUGUUUGUGUUUUCAGGGUUUGGGAUGUAAACAGGGCGGCUUUUGAUGUGGAUUCAGAACCUUUAGAGCCCUGUGUUUACUCCAGUUCAUGACUGUUAGAUCUGUUGAGGAGAAAGUUCUUAUCAGAUGAAAACUUAUACAAGUUAAAUUCCGCUCUUUUUUACUGGAUCUGUUCGAAGAUUUGUUUUGCUGUAACAGGACUUUCGCACACAAAGUAAAUACAGUAAUGCUGUUUAAUAUUAAAGUUGAGGUUUGGACACUUUCAGAGCACCAUCUCUCUGCUUUCAUCACAUAUUUCAGCCUUGUUUUUAAUCUACGGCCGUUAGUAGCCCUUAAAACCCUGAAUAAGUUAAAUGUUGCACUCUAAGUGUGUUGUUGAGACUAUUGUAGAGAUCUUCACGUUUUGUUCUGUGACAUGAAAUACGUCUGGAAUCAUCCCACAUCUCCUAAUAUGUUCCUUUUACUUUUAAAGGCAACACAGUCCAGUUUGUAAAAUCAAGCUCUUUUAAAUUGUUAAAGUGUUGCCUGUAAUGUGUGUGAUAUCAAGCACAUAUCAGCAUGUUUAUGACCUAUGCACACUGAAAUGUCUUUACGCUGACUUUACUGUGAGGAAACAACGCCCAUUAUAAUGCAUUCAUCCAGUUGUGCACUAAUUUACAAGCCUCCAGUUUGGUCUUCUUUGUAGUUUUUGAGGGCAGAAAUUAAAUUUUAGAGAUAGAAGUUCAGUUUGAUGAUACCAAACAGACACCUAUCGAGUCUGUUUCUUCAUGCCCCUAAUUAUCCAUAACCUUAAGUUUCAACUUAGAAUUAAAAAGGUGAAGUAAGACUAAAAUCUGGGAUACAAGUCGCUCUGGUAAGUGUCUUUUUAGCCCUCUGUACGGCAGCUGAGCUCAGCCACUUUUCCUGGAGUCAUGCCACCUACCUCUGCUGAUCCUUCGUUGUCCUAUUUUGACGAGUCUUUGCAGCCAAACUGGAACUCCACAAGAUGUAAUCACUGUAAAUUACACCCCUGUUUUCUUUAAAUGCAUUAUUAUAAAGGAGUUAACGUGUUAAAACGUGUCACCACAAGAAAGAGAAGCAGCCACUUGCUUUUUUGUGCACACAUUUCUGGGCGCAGCUCUCCUUUUAGAUUUAAAAUGAAACAGUUAAUUUAGCUCAGCUGUAACAUGGUUAUAAGUUCAUUUUAGAAUUUUAACAUGGGGCUCUAUGAGGGAAGUUUUUGGCACUUCACUGCUGACUUUGUUGUUUUGCUGCGUCCAGAAUUCUGAGGAUAUACACAAUGCUUCACAGGAAUAUCCUCAGCGACAAAUAAUCUGCCUUUCAGAAUAAAAACCUCUCGGAUGCAUUUUA